Molecule: messenger RNA, 8669 nt
Organism: Oncorhynchus nerka (sockeye salmon)
Lineage: Eukaryota; Metazoa; Chordata; Actinopteri; Salmoniformes; Salmonidae
Product: NACHT, LRR and PYD domains-containing protein 12-like
Exons: 15
Coding region: 1472-5278 (1268 amino acids)
Biological process (GO): intracellular signal transduction
Molecular function (GO): protein binding
Source: RefSeq, a predicted model, not a curated record
GUUCCUUUGUACAGAAUCCAUUUUGAGAUGACAGAGCAGAAAACACUAUCUGGAGAGAAGUAAUAAUAAAGGGUCAAGUGCUCUAAAAUGAGUCUCUCUGGGGAGAGAGAGGAGGGGAGCCCUGCCUCUAAAAUGAGUCUCUCUGGGGAGAGAGGGGAAGGGGUCCCUGCCUCUGAAAUGAGUCUCUCUGGGGAACAUGACACCAAAGCUAAGAGUCUAAUCAAGCAGGAGAGACCAGCCUCCCCUGUACCCAGCUGUGUGUCCAUGAAGAGUGAUGAGUCCAUGGAUCCUCCUAUAAUGUUUAGAGAUGGAGACUUUUCUACUGAACAAAGCAACCAACAGGAGAGAUCAGAGUCAGAGUCCAAUGGCGACAAGCUUUACACCACUCCAGCCAAUGCUUGGCAUUGCACAUGGUGAUCUUAGUCUUGUGUGCGGCUUCUCAGCCAUGGAAACCCAUUUCAUGGAGCUCCCGACAAACAGCUUUUGUCCUGACAUUGCUUCCAGAUGCAGUUUGGAACUUGGUAGUGCGUGUUGCAACCGAGGACAGACGACUCUCAUGUGCUUUAGCACUUUGCGGUCCCGUUCUGUGAGCUUGUGUGGCCUACCACUUCGCGACUGAGCCGUUGUUGCUCCUAGACGUAACCGCUACACAAUAACUGCGCUUAGAGUUGAUCGGGGCAGCUCUAGCAGGGCAGAGAUUUGACACAUUGACUUUUUGACGGUGCCACGUUGAAAGUUACUGAGCUCUUCAGUACCGGCCAAUCUAUGGAGAUUGCAUGGCUGUGUGCUUAAUUUCAUACACCUGUCAGUCACGGCUGUGGCUAGAAUAGCCUAAUCCACUCAUUUGAAGGGGUGUCCACAUACUUUUGUAUAUACAGUAUAGUGUACAUGCUCUGUCCUGCUACUUACUGGUAGGCCAGUAUAUUAUGUGAACUGAUCUGAACAGGUUUAGGCUGGUCAUCUAGGAUAUGUAGGCUAUAGCCGAGGUAAAGACAUUCAUCUGAAUAUCACUAACAAACCACUGUCGCACAUUUCAACCUAGCCUGCUUUACUCAAUAUAAAAAUCUCUUACUUGUUGCAAAAAAACCUCAAUGAUUUCCCCCUCAGAUCAAUCAUGCCCAUUUUAGCCCUUCGGUCUACAUUCUCAGAUACGUUUAGAAAAUAACCAAUUAAAAGACAAUAAAUUGAUAAAAUUUUAUAAAAAUAAGUGUGAGACAUGGCCUUGUGUUUCCACACUGUCUAUAACUACCUUAACAAACAGUGAAUAUUAUUAUUAUUGACAGUUACCAUGGAGAAGUGAUGUUCAUGUAAUUGCAUUAAGUCCCUUAACUAUUUGGAUGUAUCUAUUAGUUCAUGUUUUAUUUAUAAGAGACAAUGAAUAAAUGAGAACGAUUGACAUUAAAUAAUUAGUUGUCAUUGUGUUAACCACAACCAACAUGCUGGAUCUCUGUUUAGGGGUCAGUGCUCUAAAAUGAGUCUCUCUGGGGAGAGAGAGGAGGGGGGCCCUGCCUCUAAAAUGAGUCUCUCUGGGGAGAGAGGGGAAGGGGUCCCUGCCUCUAAAAUGAGUCUCUCUGGGGAACAUGACACCAAAGCUAAGAGUCUAAUCAAGCAGGAGAGACCAGCAUCCCCUGUACCCAGCUGUGUGUCCAUGAAGAGUGAUGAGUCUAUGGAUCCUCCUAUAAUGUUUAGAGAUGGAGACUUUUCUACUGAACAAAGCAACCAACAGGAGAGAUCAGAGUCAGAGAUUCUCAGUGGUCAGUCUUCCCAGGGUCAACAUAUAGACCUGACCUCCAUAUUCAAUUUGCUUGAAGAGAAUAUUAUGACAUUUGUGAAGAAUGAGCUGAAGAUGUUUAAGAGGAUUCUUGGUCCAGAACUCCCAGAAGGCUUUGAGAGUCAGAAGCAGGAUAAGGAAGUGGUGGAUGCUGAAGAUGAGAAGCAGGAGAGAAUUGCCAGAGAGGGGGCUCUGAAGAUCACACUGCACAUCCUGAGGAAAAUGAACCAGAAGGAGCUUGCUGACACACUGGAGAAAAAUUCAGAUGAGCUUGCUGAGAUUUGCCAACGUGAACUCAAAUCUAAUCUAAAGAAGAAGUUUCAAUGUGUAUUUGAGGGGAUCGCUCAACAAGGAAACCCAACACUUCUCAAUAAGAUCUACACAGAGCUCUACAUCACAGAGGGUGGAACAGGAGAGGUCAAUAAUGAACAUGAGCUGAGACAGAUUGAGACAACAACCAGGAAACAAGCAAGACCAGAGACUGCAAUCAAAUGUAACGACAUCUUCAAACCCUUAACUGGACAAGACAAACUUAUCAGAACUGUGCUGACAAAGGGAGUCGCUGGCAUUGGAAAAACAGUCUCUGUGCAGAAGUUCAUUCUGGACUGGGCUGAAGGAAAAGCAAAUCAGGAUGUUCAAUUUGUAUUUUCAUUCCCUUUUCGUGAGCUGAAUUUGAUGAAAAGGGAAAAACACACUUUGAUUGAACUUCUCAAUCACUUCUCAAUGGAAACCAAACAAUCAAGAAUCUCCAACUACGACAAGUACAAAGUUCUGUUCAUCUUUGAUGGUCUGGAUGAGUGCCAACUGCCCCUAGACUUCCAGAAAAACAAGAUCUGUUGUGACGUCACAGAGUCAACCUCAGUGGAUGUUCUGCUGACAAAUCUCAUCAAGGGAAAUCUGCUUCCCUCUGCUCUCCUCUGGAUAACUACCCGACCUGCAGCAGCCAAUAAGAUCCCUUCAGGGUGUGUUGACCAGGUGACAGAGGUACGAGGGUUCAAUGACCCACAGAAGGAGGAGUACUUCAGAAAGAGAUUCAGUGAUGAUGAGGACCUGGCCAGCAGUAUCAUCUCACACAUAAAGACAUCAAGGAGCCUCCACAUCAUGUGCCACAUUCCAGUCUUCUGUUGGAUUUCUGCAAUAGUCAUUGAACACAUGCUGAAGCAUAAGAGAGAAGAGAUGCCCAAGACUCUGACUGAGAUGUACACACACCUUGUGGUGUUUCAUACCAAAUGGAAGAAUGAAAAGUAUCACUGGAAUCAAGAGAGCAUUCUGUCACUGGGAAAACUGGCUUUUCAACAGCUUGUGAAGGGCAAUCUGAUUUUCUAUGAAGAAGACCUGAAAGAGGCUGGCAUUGAUGUCAAUGAAGCUUCAGUGUAUUCAGGAUUGUGCACACAGCUCUUUAAAGAGGAAUGUGGGCUGUACCAGGACAAGGUGUACUGCUUCGUGCAUCUGAGCAUUCAGGAGUUUCUGGCUGCUGUAUAUGUGUUCCUCUCAUUCAUCAACAACAACAAGAAUCUAAUGGCCAAACCGCAAUCAAUGUUAAGCUACUUUUUUGCUCUGUUCAGAUACGAGUCUGACGUUACUCUCUACAAGAGAGCUGUGGAUAAAGCCUUACAAAGUGAGACGGGAAACCUGGACCUUUUCCUCCGCUUCCUUCUGGGCCUCUCACUGGAGUCCAAUCAGAAGCACUUAGGAGGUCUACUGACAAAGACAAGAAGCAGCUCACAGAGCCAUGAAGAAACAGUCAAGUACAUCAAGGAGAAGAUCAGGGAGAAUCCCUCUCCAGAGAGGUGCAUCAAUCUGUUCCACUGUCUGAAUGAACUGAAUGACCAUUCUCUAGUGGAUGAGAUCCAAAGAUACCUGAGAUCAGGAAGUCUCUCAGAAGCCAGACUCUCACCUGCACAGUGGUCAGCUCUGGUCUUUGUGCUGCUGACUUCAGAGAAGGAGGUGGAAGUGUUUGACCUGAAGAAAUACUCCAGAUCAGAGGAAGGUCUGCUGAGGCUGCUGCCAGUGGUCAAAGCCUCCAGAGUUGCUCUGCUGUCAGGCUGUGGAGUCACAGAGGAAGGCUGUGCUUCUCUGGUCUCCGCUCUGGAGUCAAACCCCUCAAACCUGAGAGAGCUGGAUCUGAGUAACAAUGACCUGAAGGAUUCAGGAGUGAAGCUGCUCUCUGCUGGACUGGGGAAUCCUCACUGUAAACUGGAGUCUCUGAGGCUGUCAGGCUGUCUAGUCACAGAGGAAGGCUGUGCUUCUCUGGUCUCAGCUCUGAGGUCAAACCCCUCACACCUGAGAGAGCUGGAUCUGAGUAACAAUGACCUGAAGGAUUCAGGAGUGAAACUUCUCUCUGCUGGACUUGGGAAUCCCCACUGUAAACUGGAGACCCUGAGGCUGUCACGCUGUCUAGUCACAGAGGAAGGCUGUGCUCCUCUGGUCUCAGCUCUGAGGUCAAACCCCUCACACCUGAGAGAGCUGGAUCUGAGUAACAAUGACCUGAAGGAUUCAGGAGUGAAGCUUCUCUCUGUUGGACUGGGGAAUCCCUACUGUAAACUGGAGACCCUGAGGCUGUCACGCUGUCUAGUCACAGAGGAAGGCUGUGCUCCUCUGGUCUCAGCUCUGAGGUCAAACCCCUCACACCUGAGAGAGAUGGAUCUGAGUAACAAUGACCUGAAGGAUUCAGGAGUGAAGCUUCUCUCUGUUGGACUGGGGAAUCCCUACUGUAAACUGGAGACCCUGAGACUGUCAGGAUGUCUAGUCACAGAAGAAGGCUGUGCUUCUCUGGUCUCAGCUCUGAAAUCAAACCCCUCACACCUGAGAGAGCUGGACCUGAGUUACAAUCACCCAGGAGACUCAGGAGUCAGACUGCUCUCUGCUGGACUGGAGGAUCCACACUGCAGACUGGAGAAACUCAAUGUGGAACAUGGUGGAGAGAACAGAAUGAAACCUGGGCUUAGAAAAUAUGCCUGUGAUCUCACACUGGACCCAAACACAGCACACAGACUCCUCUCUCUGUCUGAGGAGAACAGAAAGGUGACAUGUACGAGAGAGGAGCAGCCGUAUCCUGAUCACCCAGAGAGAUUUGAGGAUGAUGAACAGGUGCUGUGUAGAGAGAGUCUGACUGGGCGCUGUUACUGGGAGGUAGAGAGGAGUGGGAGAUGGGCUGAUAUAGGAGUGACAUAUAAAGGAAUCAGCAGGAGAGGAAGGGUUAAUGACUGUGGGAUUGGACAGAAUGACAAAUCCUGGAGUCUGUUCUGCUCUGACAAUAGUUACACAGCCAGGCACAAUAAUAAUCUCACUACCAAAUACGUCCCCUCCUCCAGAUCCCACAGAGUAGGAGUGUAUCUGGACUGGCCAGCCGGCACUCUGUCCUUCUACAGAGUCUCCUCUGACACACUGACCCACCGUUACACAUUCCACACCACAUUCACUGAGCCCCUCUAUCCAGGGUUUAGUGUUUGUGAUGACUCCUCAGUGUCCCUGUGUCAGGUGGUCCCUGUGUCAAACACAACAUGAUGUUUCACUCUAAUCAUGUGUUUUAUGUUUGAUCAGAAUAUGACGUUUAAAUACGUUCCAUACGCACAGAAAGCUUAUAAAUUUUACAUCCCUGUUAGUGAGCAUUUCUCCUUUGCCAAGAUAAUCCAUCCACCUGAAAGGUGUGACAUUUCAAGAAGCUGAUUAAACUGCAUGAUUAUUACAAAGGUACACCUUGUGCUGGGGACAAUAAAAAAUGUGCAGUUUUGUCACAUAACACAAUGCAAGACGUGUUUCAAGUUUUGAGGGAGCAUGCAAUAUGCAUGCUGACUGCAGGAAUGUCCAACAGAGCUGUUGCUAGAUAAUUUAAUAUUCCCAAUCAUGUGAGAUCCAUAGAUUAGAGCCUAAUGAAUUUAUUUCAAUUGACUGGGUUCCUCAUAUGAACUGUAACUCAGUAAAAUCUUAGAAAUUGUUGCGUUUAUAUUUUAGUUCAGUAUAACAAAAAAGAGCAGUUCUAAAUGUUUUAUGUUUGAUAUGAUGUUAAUAGAAUAUAAAAAAAGAUUUUGUGUGGAGGUGCUGACUAACGGCGAAUAAACUUUUAAAAUAAACAGUUGCACACUCCAUAUAUAAACUCGCAGUCAUCUAACACUGUACCUUGCCGAAACGUUGGUGAUUUACCCAAUAAAUGACUGGGAGUUUAUAUAUGGAGUGUGUGACUCUCUUUAUUUUUAAAGUCUAUAGUUUAUUCGCCGUUAGUCAGCACGUUAUUUUUUUAUAGCUCAUAAUUUAUUCGCUGUGUGUGACUCUCUUUACUGAUAUGAUGUUAGUAAGCACUAAGUCAUCCUUUCUCUAAAUGGUAGUAACACUAAGUCAUUCCAUCCUUUCACUAAAUGAUAGUAACAAUAAGUCAUUCCAUCCUUUCACUAAAUGAUAGUAACAAUAAGUUAUUCCAUCCUUUCUCUAAAUGGUAGUAACACUAAGUUAUUCCAUCCUUUCACUAAAUGGUAGUAACACUAAGUCAUUCCACCCUUUCACUAAAUGAUAGUAACACUAAGUCAUUUCAUCCUUUCACUAAAGCUCUAAAGUAACUUUAUAUUGACAGAUGCCUCAUGUCAGUGUUCUGGAUUUUGAUGAAAGGAAAUCCCACAUAACCUACUGGCCAGGACUUUUCUAUGGCAUCUUCUGUUUGGGUGUCUCAGGUCAGGUCUGCACCACGAUCAGAAUCAAAUCAAAUCAAAUCAAAUUAAAUGUAUUUAUAUAGCCCUUCGUACAUCAGCUGAUAUCUCAAAGUGCUGUACAGAAACCCAGCCUAAAACCCCAAACAGCAAACAAUGCAGGUGUAAAAGCACGGUGGCUAGGAAAAACUCCCUAGAAAGGCCAAAACCUAGGAAGAAACCUAGAGAGGAACCAGGCUAUGUGGGUGGCCAGUCCUCUUCUGGCUGUGCCGGGUAGAGAUUAUAACAGAACAUGACCAAGAUGUUCAAAUGUUCAUAAAUGACCAGCAUGGUCGAAUAAUAAUAAGGCAGAACAGUUGAAACUGGAGCAGCAGCACAGUCAGGUGGACUGGGGACAGCAAGGAGUCAUCAUGUCAGGUAGUCCUGGGGCACGGUCCUAGGGCUCAGGUCCUCCGAGAGAGAGAAAGAAAGAGAGAAAGAGAGAAUUAGAGAGAGCACACUUAAAUUCACACAGGACACCGAAUAGGACAGGAGAAAUACUCCAGAUAUAACAAACUGACCCUAGCCCCCCGACACAUAAACUACUGCAGCAUAAAUACUGGAGGCUGAGACAGGAGGGGUCAGGAGACACUGUGGCCCCAUCCGAGGACACCCCCAGACAGGGCCAAACAGGAAGGAUAUAACCCCACCCACUUUGCCAAAGCACAGCCCCCACACCACUAGAGGGAUAUCUUCAACCACCAACUUACCAUCCUGAGACAAGUCUGAGUAAAGCCCACAAAGAUCUCCGCCACGGCACAACCCAAGGCGGGGGCACCAACCCAGACAGGAUGAUCACAUCAGUGACUCAACCCACUCAGGUGAUGCACCCCUCCCAGGGACGGUAUGAGAGAGCCCCAGUAAGCCAGUGACUCAGCCCCUGUAAUAGGGUUAGAGGCAGAGAAUCCCAGUGGAAAGAGGGGAACCGGCCAAGCAGAGACCGCAAGGGCGGUUCGUUGCUCCAGAGCCUUUCCGUUCACCUUCCCACUCCUGGGCCAGACUACACUCAAUCAUAUGAUAUACUUACAGUACCAGUCAAAAGUUUGGACACACCUACUCAUUCAAGGGUUUUUAUUUAUUUUUACUAUUUUCUACUUUGUAGAAUAAUAGUGAAGACAUAAAACUAUGAAAUAACACAUAUGGAACCAUGUAGUAAUCAAAAAAGUGUUAAACAAAUAGCCACCCUUUCUCUUGGUGAAAGCUUUGCACACUCUUGGCAUUCUCUCAACCAGCUUCACAAGGAAUGCUUUUCCAACAGUUUUGAAAGAGUUCCCACAUAUGCUGAGCACUUGCUGGCUGCUUUCCCUUCACUCUGCAGUCCAACUCAUCCCAAACCAUCUCAAUUUGUGAUGAGGUCGGGUGAUUGUGGAGGCCAGGUCAUCUGAUUCAGAACUCCAUCAUUCUCCUUCUUGGUCAAAUAGCCCUUGCACAACCUGGAGGUGUGUUGGGUCAUUGUCCUGCUGAAAAACAAAUGAUUGUCCCACUAAGCCCAAACCAGAUGAGAUGGCGUAUCGCUGCAGAAUGCUGUGGUAGCCAUGCUAGUUACGUGUGCCUUGAAUUCUAAAUAAAUCCCUGACAGUGUCACCAGCAAAGCAUAGCGCUUUUUUGCGACUCCACUUGAAGAAACUUUCAAAGUUCUUGAAAUGUUCCAGAUUGACUGACCUUCAUGUCUUAAAAUAAUGAUGGACUGUCAUUUCUCUUUGCUUAUUUGAGCUGUUCUUGACAUAAUAUGGGCUUGAUCUUUUAACAAAUAGGGCUAUCUUCUGUAUACCACCCCUUCCUGGUCACAACACAACUGAUUGGCUCAAACACAUUAAGAAGGAAAGAAGGCAAAGCACACCUGUUAAUUGAAAUGCAUUCCAGGUGACUACCUCAUUAAGCUGGUUGAGAGAAGGCCAAGAGUUUGCAAACCUGUCAUCAAGGCAAAGGGCGGCUACUUUGAAGAAUCUCAAAUAUAAAAUAUAUUUUGAUUUGUGCAACACUUUUUUGAUACUACAUGAUUCCAUGUGUUAUUUCAUAGUUUUGAUGUCUUCACUAUUAUUCUACAACGUAAUUCUACAAUGAGUCUAAUGGAAUAGACAGGUUUGCUUUCUCCAAAGUAUUGUCUUUUCAUUGACCUGUUAGUUGUGGAGUUUGUAAAUAUCAAUUUAGAUUAUUUUGUAAAUAUUGUCAUUUGAACAUCUAGAUCACCAUCUUUAAAUAAAAUUGUCACACCCGGA